CACCAUGUGGAAGUCGUUCAACAGGUUCAGAAGGCACUGUUCUAUCACCAAACUAUCCAAAAAAUUAUAGUGUGGGACAUAAUUGUGUUUAUUCCAUAGCAGUUCCCAAGGAGUUUGCUGUUCCUAGAACAAGUUCCACACAGUGCAGUUCUGUGCCUGAACCAAGGUUUGGAAGAAGGAUUGGCAAUGAAUUUGCAGUUGGUUCAUUGGUUCUUUUUGAAUGUAACCCAGGAUAUAUUCUCCAUGGAUCCAUUGCAAUUAGGUGUGAUACAGUGCCGAAUUCUUUGGCCCAAUGGAAUGAUUCCUUACCUACCUGUAUUGUGCCCUGUGGUGGAAUUUUAACUAAGCGUAAAGGGACUAUUUUGUCUCCUGGAUACCCUGAGCCUUAUGACAACAAUCUGAAUUGUGUGUGGAAGAUCACAGUGCCAGAGGGAGCUGGCAUUCAAGUGCAAGUUGUCAGCUUUGCUACAGAACAUAAUUGGGAUUCUCUGGACUUUUAUGAUGGGGGAGACAACAAUGCCCCAAGACUUGGAAGUUAUUCAGGAACAACAAUACCCCAUCUUUUGAAUAGUACAUCUAAUAAUCUAUAUCUAAAUUUUCAAUCAGACAUCAGUGUUUCUGCUGCAGGAUUUCACCUUGAAUACACAGCUAUUGGUUUGGAUUCCUGUCCUGAACCACAGACUCCUAGCAGUGGGAUUAAAAUUGGAGACAGAUACAUGGUUGGUGAUGUAGUAUCCUUUCAGUGUGAUCAAGGCUAUUCUCUUCAGGGCCAUUCUCAUAUUACAUGCAUGCCUGGACCUGUAAGAAGAUGGAAUUAUCCAAUCCCAAUUUGUUUGGCUCAGUGCGGUGGUGCAAUGUCAGAUUUCAGUGGUGUGAUCCUCAGCCCUGGGUUUCCUGGAAACUACCCCAGCAGUUUAGAUUGCACGUGGACAAUAAGGCUGCCCGUAGGUUUUGGUGUCCAUCUGCAGUUUGUAAAUUUUUCUACAGAAACCAUACAUGAUUAUUUGGAAGUAAGAAGUGGGUCCUCAGAAACUAGUACUGUUAUUGGCCGACUGAGUGGUCCUCAAAUACCAUCUUCCCUGUUUAGCACAACCCAUGAAACCAGCUUGUAUUUUCACAGUGACUAUUCACAGAACAAACAAGGGUUCCACAUUGUUUACCAAGCCUAUCAGUUGCAAAGCUGUCCUGAUCCACGCCCAUUUCGAAAUGGUUUUGUAAUCGGCAAUGAUUUUACUGUGGGUCAAACCAUUUCAUUUGAAUGUUUUCCUGGAUAUACACUGAUUGGAAAUUCAGCCCUCACUUGCCUUCAUGGAGUGAGUCGUAACUGGAAUCAUCCACUUCCAAGGUGUGAAGCUCUUUGUGGAGGGAAUAUAACUGCAAUGAAUGGUACCAUUUACUCCCCUGGGUAUCCAGAUGAAUAUCCAAACUUUCAAGACUGUUUUUGGCUUGUAAAAGUACCCCCUGGGAAUGGAAUCUACAUCAACUUUACUGUCCUACAAACAGAACCGAUCUAUGAUUUCAUCACUGUAUGGGAUGGACCAGACCAAAACUCACCACAGAUUGGACAGUUCAGUGGCAAUACUGCUUUGGAAUCAGUCUACAGCACUUCAAAUCAGAUUCUAAUCAAAUUCCACAGUGAUUUCACAACAAGUGGCUUUUUUGUGCUCAGUUAUCACGCCUAUCAACUAAGAGUGUGUCAGCCUCCACCACCCGUACCUAAUGCUGAAAUUUUGACAGAAGAUGAUGAAUUUGAAAUAGGUGAUAUUAUUAGAUAUCAAUGUCUUCCAGGAUUUACUUUGGUUGGUAAUGCAAUUCUGACAUGCAGAUUAGGAGAACGACUCCAGAUGGAUGGAGCACCUCCCGUUUGUCAAGUGCUCUGUCCCGCCAAUGAAUUACGCCUGGAUUCUACGGGAGUCAUAUUGAGCCCUGGAUAUCCUGACAGUUACCCAAAUCUUCAAAUGUGUGCCUGGAGCAUUUCUGUGGAAAAAGGAUAUAACAUCAGCAUGUUUGUAGAAUUCUUCCAGACAGAAAAAGAAUUUGAUGUUCUUCAGGUGUAUGAUGGACCAAACAUUCAAAGCCCAGUGCUUGUUUCACUCAGUGGGGAUUAUUCAUCUGCUUUCAACAUAACAAGCAAUGGUCAUGAAGUAUUCCUUCAGUGGUCAGCAGAUCAUGGCAAUAACAAAAAAGGCUUCCGGAUAAGAUAUAUAGCUUUCUACUGUAGUACACCAGAAUCCCCGCCUCAUGGAUAUAUUAUCAGUCAAACAGGAGGACAGCUAAAUAGUGUGGUCCGCUGGGCCUGUGAUCGAGGAUUCCGACUUGUCGGGAAAAGCAGUGCUGUGUGCAGAAAGUCUUCCUAUGGGUAUCACGCAUGGGAUGCGCCGGUCCCUGCUUGUCAAGCAAUUUCCUGUGGGAUUCCUAAAGCUCCAACCAAUGGAGGAAUACUCACAACAGACUACUUGGUAGGAACCCGAGUUACCUAUUUUUGUAAUGAUGGAUAUAGACUGUCAUCUAAGGAACUUACCACAGCCAUAUGUCAGUCAGAUGGAACUUGGAGCAAUCAUAACAAGACCCCUCGCUGUGUUGUUGUUACAUGUCCAAGUAUCAAUUCCUUUACUUUGGAGCAUGGAAGAUGGAGAAUUGUGAAUGGUUCCCAUUACGAAUACAAAACCAAAGUAGUUUUCAGCUGUGAUCCUGGUUAUCAUGGAUUAGGUCCUGCUUCUAUUGAAUGUCUUCCUAAUGGUACCUGGAGUUGGAGAAAUGAAAGACCAUAUUGCCAAAUUAUUUCCUGUGGAGAACUCCCAACCCCUCCCAAUGGAAAUAAGAUUGGAACUCAGACUUCAUAUGGCUCAACGGCCAUCUUUACCUGUGAUUCAGGAUUCAUGCUUGUGGGCUCUGCUGUUCGGGAAUGCCUUUCUUCAGGUCUUUGGAGUGGAUCAGACACCAGAUGCCUAGCGGGUCACUGUGGAAUUCCGGAGCUUAUUGUGAAUGGUCAAGUCAUUGGAGAAAACUAUGGAUACAGAGACACAGUUGUUUAUCAGUGUAAUCCUGGUUUUCGCUUGAUUGGUUCUUCAGUACGAAUAUGUCAACAAGAUCACAAUUGGUCUGGUCAACUUCCAGCCUGUGUGCCUGUGAGCUGUGGUCACCCUGGUAGUCCAAUUUAUGGAAGAACAAGUGGAAAUGGAUUCAAUUUUAAUGAUGUGGUAACAUUCUCCUGCAAUGUUGGGUAUCUCAUGCAAGGGCCAACAAAGGCCCAGUGCCAGGCCAACAGACAGUGGAGCCAUCCUCCACCAGUGUGCAAAGUGGUCAACUGUUCUGAUCCUGGAAUUCCAGCCAAUUCUAAAAGAGAAAGUAAAAUAGAACAUGGGAAUUUCACCUAUGGCACUGUGGUAUUCUAUGACUGCAAUCCUGGAUAUUUCUUAUUUGGAUCUUCAGUUUUGAUAUGUCAGCCAAAUGGGCAAUGGGACAAACCUUUACCAGAAUGUAUCAUGAUUGACUGUGGACACCCUGGCGUUCCUCCUAAUGCAGUCCUGUCUGGUGAGAAGUAUACCUUUGGGUCUACUGUUCACUAUUCCUGCACAGGAAAGCGUACACUUCUAGGCCAAUCAUCAAGGACUUGCCAAUUAAAUGGUCAUUGGAGUGGAUCACAACCUCAUUGUUCAGGUGAUGCUACUGGUACAUGUGGGGAUCCAGGUACUCCUGGUCAUGGUUCUAGACAGGAAAGCGAUUUCAGAACCAAGAGCUCCGUACGCUUUGCCUGUGAUACUGGUUAUAUCCUUCAUGGUUCAGAAGAAAGAACAUGUUUAUCCAAUGGCAGUUGGACUGGAAGGCAGCCAGAAUGCAAAGCUGUACAGUGUGGUAACCCUGGGACAACAGCCAAUGGAAAAGUCUUUCGGAUUGAUGGCACAACAUUUUCUAGUUCAGUCAUUUAUUCCUGCGUGGAGGGAUAUAUUCUUUCUGGACCUUCAGUUAGGCAGUGCACAGCCAAUGGAACGUGGUCUGGAACUUUGCCUAACUGUACAAUAAUCAGUUGUGGAGACCCAGGUAUACCAGCCAAUGGACUGAGAUAUGGAGAUGAUUAUGUGGUUGGACAGAAUGUUUCUUACAUGUGCCAGCCAGGCUAUACAAUGGAAUUAAAUGGUUCAAGAAUCAGGACUUGUACAACUAAUGGCACAUGGAGUGGAGUCAUGCCAACUUGUAGAGCUGUUACCUGCCCAACUCCUCCCCAGAUCUCUAAUGGAAGGUUGGAAGGAACAAAUUUUGACUGGGGCUUUAGUAUUAGCUACAUCUGUUCUCCAGGCUAUGAACUGUCCUUCCCUGCUGUUUUGACCUGUGUAGGGAAUGGUACCUGGAGCGGGGAAGUACCACAAUGCUUACCAAAAUUUUGUGGUGAUCCUGGUAUACCUGCCCAAGGAAAAAGAGACGGCAAAAGCUUUAUAUACCAGUCAGAGGUUUCAUACAGCUGCAAUUCUCCUUUCAUAUUAGUGGGAUCUAGCACCAGAAUAUGUCAAGCAGAUGGCACUUGGAGUGGUUCAUCACCGCACUGCAUAGAACCCACCCGUACGUCAUGUGACAACCCAGGAGUGCCACGUCAUGGAUCUCAGAACAAUACAUUUGGAUUUCAAGUGGGAAGUGUUGUGCAGUUCCACUGCAAAAAAGGACAUCUUCUUCAAGGGUCUACAACACGGACUUGCCUUCCUGACCUCACAUGGAGUGGAAUUCAGCCAGAGUGCAUACCCCACAGCUGUAAACAGCCAGAAACUCCUGCUCAUGCAAAUGUAGUAGGAAUGGACCUUCCAUCCCAUGGGUAUACAUUAGUUUAUACCUGCCAGCCUGGCUUCUUCUUAGCUGGUGGAACAGAACAUAGAGUGUGCAGAUCUGAUAACACCUGGACUGGAAAAGUUCCUGUUUGUGAAGCUGGUUCCAAAAUAUUGGUGAAAGAUCCUAGACCUGCACUUGGAACACCCAGUCCAAAGCUAAGUGUUCCUGAUGAUGUGUUUGCCCAGAAUUAUAUAUGGAAAGGCUCUUACAAUUAUAAAGGAAGGAAGCAACCCAUGACCUUGACAGUUACCAGUUUCAAUGCUUCCACUGGGAGAGUCAAUGCAACACUCAGCAAUAGCAACAUGGAACUGCUACUUUCAGGAGUGUAUAAAAGCCAAGAAGCUCGCCUAAUGUUACACAUCUAUCUUAUUAAAGUACCAGCUCAAGCUUCUGUGAAGAAAAUGAAGGAGGAAAAUUGGGCAAUGGAUGGCUUUGUUUCCGCUGAGCCUGAUGGAGCUACUUAUGUAUUUCAAGGAUUUAUUCAGGGUAAAGAUUAUGGGCAAUUUGGACUACAAAGACUAGGACUGAAUGUGUCAGAAGGCUCAAAUUCUUCAAAUCAACCUCAUGGUACAAAUAGUAGUUCCGUGGCUAUUGCUAUUCUGGUGCCUUUUUUUGCACUUAUAUUUGCAGGAUUUGGAUUUUAUCUCUAUAAACAAAGGACUGCUCCCAAAACCCAGUAUACAGGAUGUUCAGUUCAUGAAAAUAACAAUGGCCAAGCAGCUUUUGAAAAUCCCAUGUAUGACACCAACGCAAAGUCAGUGGAAGGGAAGGCAGUACGGUUCGAUCCCAACUUGAACACAGUCUGCACAAUGUAUCAUACUGCUAUCUUUUUUUAGCCUGGUUGUCAUAGUUUCUGCAAAUGGCAAGAUCAUCAUGCUAUUUUCCUGAUUUCGCUCAUUAUGUUGUAACCAAUAUUAUUCAGUGAGCCAUGGGGUAAGUGUUUAAUUCCUUGCUUCAAUCUUUUUUGUUCCUCAGAAACCACUUUAGCUGGCAAAAACUGUCUAUAAUAAUCAUGAUUUUGCAGUUAUCUGAGAUACCAAACUUAACAUUCUUUCUAAUAUUUUUGCAAGACCAAAUAGAACCUAUCAAUCUACUUAUUUAGUUUAUAACUUAUCUGUUUUUCCUUCAAGCUGAGUCUUCAAAUUUAUUUAAUAUUGCUUUGAACUUUUAUCUAACAGUGAGUUAGAAGUAUAAGCUUGUUAAACAUUUUAGUUAACAUUGAGGUAAACAUAUAUUUUGGACCAUUGCCUAAAUCAAAAUGACUAAAAGUAAAAUUAUUUUCAAAUCACCAAUAUAAAUUUAUUUCCUAAAGUUGUGGAUUUACCAAAUUUUUAUAUAUAUAGAAAUUUCUAUUCUCUUAUUCUUAAGAAGCAGCUUCCAGAUAUGACAGGCUUCUUUAAUAGUCAUUAAGGUAUAUAUUUGCAAGUUACUUACAACUGUAUCACAGUAAUGCCAGCAUUUUGAUUUAAUAGGUCAUAGUCUUCCUUUAAUAGCAUGUUUUACUUCAUUGAAUAAAUUAUGUACCCAGUGUGAACACUUCAUUGUUGUCCCUUUCAAAUAUGGAUAAAGUUGUAAACAAUCUCGACUUUUUGUAUCAUGAGACAGAGUGCCUACGAGAAAUCAUUGCACCCAGAGCGCUGCUUGGAUCUAUCUCUACAACAUGUAGUGGAUUUCUUGUAAACCACUUUGAGAUACAUUGUUUUGGAAAUUCCUGUAAUUUUCCCAACAUUGUACUCUACUGACAGGAUGCUGUUUUAAAUUUUAUUCCAUCAGUUAUUUAUUCUUGUUUAUUCAAAUGACUGCAAUAACAAUGAUUCAUUCAUUAAUGUUAAGGUUAAUACAUUUAAGAUCUUGUUUAAAUAAUGUUUCUUCUGCAACUGGCUACUCCUCUUAUAUUAAUGCAUACACUUUUGUAAAGAAGUAUAUUUUUAUGAAAAAAAAAAAACUUUGUAAAAGUAUGAUGUAAAUUUUCAGUGCAAUGUAAACAAAAUAAAAGUGGAUAAUUGCUUUU
Molecule: messenger RNA, 6829 nt
Organism: Odocoileus virginianus texanus
Lineage: Eukaryota; Metazoa; Chordata; Mammalia; Artiodactyla; Cervidae
Source: RefSeq, a predicted model, not a curated record